Molecule: messenger RNA, 2059 nt
Organism: Carcharodon carcharias (great white shark)
Lineage: Eukaryota; Metazoa; Chordata; Chondrichthyes; Lamniformes; Lamnidae
Gene: c10h11orf58
Product: chromosome 10 C11orf58 homolog
Exons: 5
Coding region: 59-610 (183 amino acids)
Source: RefSeq, a predicted model, not a curated record
GGGGGCGCGGGCCAGGCCGCGACUCCGAGAGUGCGCGCGGCUGGGACAAGGAGACAGAAUGAGCUCGGCGGACGGUGAGAAAGCGAGACAGCGGCCUCAGGCCCAGGCCGAGCAACACGGCGCAAAGAGGCCCGCUUCACCCAAUAAUAAAGGAUGUAGCACGACCUGGGAAUCGGCUGAUUUGGGUGAUGAUGAGCGGAAGUUGAAAUUCCUAAGGCUAAUGGGAGCUGGGAAGAAAGAUCAUACUGGGCGCCCACAUCCAGGAGAUCACAAAUCAACCUCACAUUUCAGGACAGGUGAUGAAGAUAAGAAAAUAAAUGAGGAGCUGGAACAUCAGUUUCAUCAGAGCUUGGACAGUCAGCUGUCGGGAAGGAACAGGCGACACUGUGGAUUAGGCUUCAAUGAGCCGGAGGCAGAAGAACCAGAACUGCAACAGAUCAGUGCUUCUGCAGAUUCAGCAACCAACAGCUUGAAUGAUUCUGAAAAUAAAGAUUCUUCAAAUAAUGUGAAAUCUAGUGGCGAGGAGCAUCAGUCAGAAGAUGCAGACGCUAAAAAGCAGGAUCUGAAAAGCAAUUAUAAAAUGAUGUUUGUAAAGUCAUCUACAAAUUAACUCAAAUCCCUUAACACAAUCUCCUGUUUAUUGUUCUGGAUUGUACAAUUACAAUACAUUUUUACUGAACACCAGUCGCAUUGGCUUUAGUUUCCAAUUUAAGUGAUACAUGACUUGACUUCUGACGUACUAAAUAGUAUGUGUUGCCAUGUUCUAUUUCAUACAUUUUUAGUUUUUAAAUCUUUGUGAAAAUGCCCUCAUUUUUUCACUUUAUUUUUAGAGCUGCAUUUUCCAAAAUUUCCUGCUCAUAUUUUGAGUUCCAACUGUGUAACGUCUAAAUGCGGAUAAGAUUUCUGUAUGACUCUUUAUGUAAUUUAUAAAUGCAUAUCAUUUGUGCAAAUUUUUUUAAGUGAGUAAUGUCCAAGACCAGGAACUUAAUCCAAUUUAAAUGGUGAAGGCUAGUUGAAACUCAAAAGAAUUUUUAGCUGUUCAUAUACUGUAUAUAUAAAAUAAAACUUGGGGGAAAAAAAUCUGUUACAGGUUUUGCUAUUGUCUCACGUUUGCUCUAAAGAACGGAAUUUUUGGCAUGGAUGAAUAUUGGAUCAUUGUCAGGAGGUUGCAGUUAUGAGCGAGAAAUUCCAAUACAAAGCAGAAAGUUUUAAAGAAUCAAAUCCCACAAUAUGAAGCACAAGUCUUUAUCUCUCCUUGUAACUGUUCAAACUGUUUAAUCUUGACUGGAAAAAAACUUGUUUUCUAUGAUUCUGGAGUUGAAACAUUGCAACAGACUUCUAUUUGUGGCACCAUCUUUAAUCCUCUUAAGUGGCACAGUUUAGAGCCAGGAACUUGUGGUUUGGAAGCCAGUAUCAUGGUAGCAGUGUCAUUUAAUAGUGGGGAGCUUGCACAUUAGCAGGAUUGAUUUGACCUUCCACGUGAUCGGCUUGGUAAAUGAUCCACGUUUCAUUGCAGGAUUUCUGAUCAUUUGAUGAAGUACAGUAAUUUAAGUAUAGGGAAAUACGUUAUAACAUUUAAUAGCCCAUAUUUUACAGUAGUAAUGAGAGUGAAAUGCAGCAUUUACUGUCAAUACUUACAUUGACACCAACCUCUGGAGUCCUCACAUUCAAUUAAAUCUAGGAGUUGCUGUCAUGAUUCUACACUUCACUACCAAGUUUGCGCCCCCCAGACUGCAAUCGCUUGGAAGUCAAUGAACUGAUGAGAACUCCCAAUCUUACACUCUUAGUCUUGCUGUACAAUCCCUGAAAAGUUACACCUUGUUGAAUGAGGUGUAACUGGAGUUUUAGUAGGGCACUAAAUUCUUAAUUACUCCUGAAUGGCCUCUGGCCCUGAAAGAGUAAUUUUGAAUGUUAAAUUUCUCCCUUUGUGGUUAGAAAUUCCACAUUUUAAGUUUUUUGAAAAGUUUUAAUAUUUUAUCUUCUACCAUAAUUGCAUGUGCAUGUCCUGAUCAUGUACUUCACUGUCUUGUAUUAAAAAAUAAAAUUACAAAUGGAGGGA